Darwinula stevensoni is the source of this 3103-nucleotide messenger RNA. NCBI's taxonomy places the organism in Eukaryota, Metazoa, Arthropoda, Ostracoda, Podocopida, Darwinulidae. The record is from the annotation of a GenBank genome assembly.
AUGAGAUGGGUGGAGGAGAGUUUCACCAACUUCGACAAGGGGAUAAACUGGAGAUCAUACGUUGUGUGUGAUGUGGCAUAUUCGGACGUUAACAACUGGCUUUGGACACCCUUCAUCGAACGGGGUCCGGCUCAGAGGAUCUACAUCGAGAUCAAGUUCUCGAUGCGAGACUGUGCCCUCUUUCCCGGGACGGCGUUGAGCUGCAAAGAGACCUUCUCGCUACUGUAUUACGAGUUCGACGUUGCAACCCACGAGCCACCACCUUGGCAACCCGAGUCCUAUACCCUCGUGGACCGGAUCGCGGCCGACGAAGGUCGCUUCACCCAGACUGGAGAUGUCAUCAUCAACACGGAAGUUCGCUCCAUCCCAGUCACAAAGAAAGGCGUCUACUUCGCCUUCAGGGAUCAAGGGGCGUGCAUAUCCCUGCUGGCGAUUCGAGUGUUUUACAUCGCGUGCCCGGAGAUCGUGGCAGGAUUGGCGCGUUUCCCAGAGACUUUGACGGGACCGGAUUUGACAUCGAUAGAGACGGCGGCGGGUCAAUGUGCUGCACAUGCACAAAAUUCCGGUCCCGAACCCCCGCAUUACCUCUGCAAAGCCGAUGGCACCUGGUAUUUCCUCACCGGGGAAUGUCUCUGCCAACCCGGCUAUGAACCCGACGACACCAUGCAGUCUUGUAAAGACUCAUGGGGAGAAGAAUCCAUGCAAAUGCCCCCCAGCAUCAUCAUCCUUGCCCUCUCUUUGUCUCACUCGCAUGAAACAUGGUGUCAAUGUCCUCCGGGGAGAUAUCAGCCUCAACCAGGUGGAAAAAAGGGUUGCCUGCCCUGCCCUCCUCAUUCCUUUGCCCCCCAUGCGGGGCUUUCGGAAUGCCGCUGUGACCCCGGAUACUUCAGGGCACCUCAGGACCCUAAAGAGACACCGUGCACCCGUCAGUCUUCUUUUCCUUUCCACUCGUCGCGAUCCCACCAGGAAAGAGCACCUUUUAAAAAUUAUGAAUUCUUUUCAGGACCUCCGUCGGCGCCUCAAAACCUGACUGUGAACUUCGUAGACCAGUCGACUGUGAUUUUAUCGUGGAAUCCGCCAUAUAACACAGGAGGACGGACGGACAUUCGUUAUCGAAUGGAGUGCGACACCUGUGACGAAUCCGUCACUUAUCUCCCCGCCCCCGCAGGACGCGAGAGUUUCAACGAAACGAAGGUGACGAUCUCGCGACUCCGCCCAGUGACAAAGUACCGGUUCCAAGUCUACUCGGAGAACGGGGUCUCUGAUCAAUCAGACGAAAGCAAUUAUGUCCAUAUCACCGUCACUACCGAAGCUCAAGUGUCCUUGAUGGUGUCGAACGUGCGUGUGGUGGACGUGAAGUCGACAGAGAUCGUGUUGGCGUGGGACGCCCCGAACGAUCCCUUCACGGACAUCGAGAUGUACGAAGUGCGAUAUUUCGUCAAGGGACAGGAAGGGAAUGCUUCAACUGUGCUGACGAAGAAAGAUGAGAAUCCCUUCCCGAACUUGGAACAGAGGACGGAAUACGGGUUUCAGGUUCGAGCAAAGACGGACCAGGGGUGGGGAGAAUUUUCUACUCCGGCCGUAUAUCGGAUGACCGGUCACGUACUGGCCUUCGUCGGCGACGACGAGAACAAGGAGGUCCACAUCAUUGCCGGCGUCACUGUCGCUGUCGUCCUCCUACUCCUCUUCCUCCUACUCGCCGCCUUCUUCAUCAUCAGGAGCCGAGGGAACGAGGAAUGCAGAAAGAAGCAGCCGAGCGACUGUGACACCCUGGAAUAUCGCAACGGAGAAGUGCUUAGUCGAGUGGACAAUCCCCAGAUAGUGACCACGCACACUACUAACAUGACGACUCCGUUGUUCACGCAAGUGGGUCCCCCGCGAACCUACGUGGAUCCCCAUACCUACGAGGACCCGAAUCAGGCCGUGAAGGAAUUUGCACGGAGAGAGGUGUCUCUUCCCUCUCUUAACGCCAAUCACCAAGGGAAAUGUAAGUUGCCGGCUCCGAUGGACUGUCCGGAGGCCCUUCAUCAGCUCAUGUUGGACUGCUGGCAAAAAGAGCGGACUCAUCGUCCGACUUUCGGUUCGAUUGUCCAAACCCUGGACAGGCUCAUCCGGUGCCCUGAUACCCUCAGGAAACUCACUCAGAACCGACCAAACCAGAAUCCGUUGGCGCCCGAUGCGCCGGACUUGACUCGAUUGUCUUCAGUGGCCGAGUGGUUAACGUCCGUCAAGAUGUCCAGAUAUUUGGAAAACUUUGAAAGGGCCGGGAUCGAUUCUCUUGAACACGUGGCUCGACUCACGUUACAAGAUCUCCAGGUCCUCGGCAUCUCCCUCGUAGGACAUCAGAAGAAAAUCAUGAACAGUAUACAGACGAUGAGGGCCCAGAUGUCCCUUAACAUCUCCGAUGGCUUCCUCGUCUAGCACAACACAUAUCUUUCUCUCGUCCGGACGUGAAACCUUCACUCUUCCUUCCUUCCUUCCUUCAUCAUCUGCCACUGUGACCAAAGACGGAGUUGGGUUUUUUUUUUUCACCCGUCGUUGAUUUUUUGCUCAACGUGUUUGUCGGUCUUUCAAGGACAUUCUCACUCUCUCCAGUCUCCACUGCCCUUGCACUGAAGAUCAAAAAUCGAAGACGCGAGUCUUCCUACCUUCCACUUUUUUUUCUGUCUUUUGUCCCCCACCCGUCGAGGGAUUUCGGGGAGGCCAACGCAUUCUCUCCAAGCUCUCUCACCGAGAGCUGUCAUUUGUGAUACCUUCAUUUCGACUAGAUGUUAUCAAUAAUAAUUAUUGUGGAUCUUUCCUUUUUAUUGUUUUGGAUUUUUUGUUGAGUUUGAUCUUUGUUUCUGCUCUGGAAAGAACCUGUCGGGGAAGAAGGAACGCGAAACCAGGAUGCAUUUCUACGCUAUGCAAAUUACAUCAAAAAAAGAUAUUGUUUCCCCGUUAAUGUGGAAAUCCCCCGACAACGUGCAGAAUGUGAUAGCCAAGAGAGGAUCGUGUGCAUGCGCAUUUGAGUGAGUUCGUCAGAAGGGCUAGAAUCUCGUAUGAGGUUUUUUCUGUAUGAGGAAGUUGUGAAUGAAAUGAUCUGAAGGAAGAAAAAUGAAAC